This is a messenger RNA of Paramecium octaurelia, 379 nucleotides long. The record is from the annotation of a GenBank genome assembly. Lineage: Eukaryota; Ciliophora; Oligohymenophorea; Peniculida; Parameciidae.
UAAUGGAGAAUGUAACAGAAGUAUUAAUUAAAUCAUUUUUAGUCUAAAACCCUCUAUAAAUAACAAAAUUAUAACUCAGUUAAAUUGUUAAAACAUCAAUUUCUCUAUCCAUUCCAAUUUAAUUUCAAUUUUAAGAAAUUGAAAUUUCAUAAUUAUCAGGAUUUUUCCUUAGAGAACAAAAUAAAUUUCAACUAGAUGUUUAAAUCCAAUGCAACCAUAAUGGCUUAGUAAAAACUGAAAUGCAUGUCUGUCAUUCCUGUUAAAGUUAAUCAAUUUAUGCUCAAACAUUUUAAUGCCAGGAAUCAAUUCAAAAUUCAUUAAACUUUCAAUUCAAUUAUAAAAACUCAAUAUCACAAAUGAAGAACAAUAUUUAAUUAGU